AUGCUUCGGUUGGAGCAAAAAUGGAGAAGCCAACUACCUACACAGAGUGGCGGCUCAAAGAGAACCAAGGUUAGUACAACUGGAGCAUACUCAUCCUCAUCAAACCCAGAAACACCGUUGGCUGACGAACCCGGUGUGGACUCUCCCGUUCGCCCACAAGGAUCAAAGAAGAGCAAGCGAAGAGGUAAGAAAAAAGCACAGAUGUCUGAAGAUUUUAGCGAAAGAAAAUCAUCGGUUGUAAAAAAAUUAUCUCUCAUGGAAGAUAUUAAGAAUGUUAGAGAAAAGGAACUAAUGGAAAGGGAAAAAGAAAGAGAAGAGGAGAAGGAACAUAGAGCAAAGAUGAUGGCAAUCAAAGAGAAGGAGAUACAAAUUCAAGCGGCAAUGAAAGAACAAGAAUUACAAACUCAGAGGUAUAUUAAAGAAAUGGAGAUAAAAGCAAAAGAAAGGAAAAUGGAUAUGCAAAUACUUAAUGCUGACACGUCUACAAUGAGUGAGAAACGACGAGCUCUUCAUGAGAUUGCAUGUGAGAAAAUAAUGGCCAAGUGGUUUACUUAA
Messenger RNA from Arachis stenosperma, 555 nucleotides. RefSeq lists its product as uncharacterized. The coding region runs from base 1 to 555 and encodes 184 amino acids. NCBI's taxonomy places the organism in Eukaryota, Viridiplantae, Streptophyta, Magnoliopsida, Fabales, Fabaceae. The transcript has a single exon. The record is from RefSeq and is a predicted model, not a curated record.